Messenger RNA from Nanorana parkeri, 1243 nucleotides. It is a transcript of the gene PANX1, whose product is annotated as pannexin 1. Bases 71 to 1243 code for a protein of 390 amino acids. The record is from RefSeq and is a predicted model, not a curated record. The transcript is spliced from 5 exons. Lineage: Eukaryota; Metazoa; Chordata; Amphibia; Anura; Dicroglossidae. Gene Ontology annotation, molecular function: channel activity. Gene Ontology annotation, biological process: monoatomic cation transport; positive regulation of interleukin-1 production.
GGGUCCGGUAUGAGGAGGUGACUCCAGUGUCUUUGUGUCACCUGGGGACCCCACAGCUCCCGAACACAACAUGGCUAUCGCACACAUCGCCACGGAGUACGUCUUCUCCGACUUCCUGCUGAAGGAGCCGCCCGAGUCCAAGUACAAGGGGCUGCGGCUGGAGCUGGCUGUGGAUAAGAUCGUGUCCUGUAUCGCGGUGGGGCUUCCCCUGCUGCUCAUAUCGCUGGCCUUCGCGCAGGAGAUCACCAUGGGUGCUCAGAUCAGCUGCUUUGCCCCCAGCUCCUUCUCAUGGAGACAGGCUGCCUACGUGGACUCCUUCUGUUGGGCAGCCGUCCAGCAGAAACACUUGUCACACAGCGAAGCGGGGAACAUCCCUCUGUGGCUGCACAAGUUUUUCCCGUAUAUCCUUCUACUUGUGGCAGUACUUCUCUACCUGCCGUCCUUAUUCUGGAGGUUCACGGCGGCUCCUCAUCUCUGCUCAGAUCUGAAAUUCAUCAUGGAGGAACUGGAUAGAUCUUACAACAGGGCCAUCAAAGCCGCCAACAGCAUAAACGGCAAGAAGGACGGCGCCAGCUCCCCAAAAAUAAGUGACAACGUGGCACAGAGCUCGUGGGAGAUUUCAGAAAGCCACUUCAAAUACCCGUUUGUCGAGCAGUAUCUCAAGACCAAGAAUUUCUCCUAUCAUCUCAUAAUCAAGUACCUCAUCUGCCGUUCUCUGACAUUGGUCAUUAUCCUGCUGGCUUGUGUCUACCUCGGCUAUUACAUCAGCCUCUUUUCUUUGACCGAUGAAUUCAGCUGCAAUAUCCGGACCGGCAUAUUAAAGAAUGACACUUCACUGCCCUCCUUAAUACAGUGCAAGCUGAUUGCGGUGGGGGUCUUCCAGCUGCUCAGUUAUAUAAACCUGAUUGUGUAUGUUAUAAUGAUGCCGGUGGUGGUGUACACCAUGCUGCUGCCGUUUAGGAACAGGUCCAACAUUCUAAAAGUUUACGAGUUGCUCCCAACGUCCAGCGUCUACCAGUGCCCCUCCAAAAACUAUGACGACCUCAGCCUGUUCCUUCUGUUCUUGGAGGAGAACGUCAGUGAGCUGAAGUCCUUCAAGUAUCUUAAAGUGCUGGAAAAUCUGAAGGGUACCGGAGAAGACAUUGAUACCAUGCAGAUUCUAACAACGCUGGGAACCGUGAAGACGGACGCAGUUGAUGGCAAGCUAGCCGGCUUUAAAACUGGGGCCCCUGUCCCAAAUUAG